UAAGCGAGUACUAGAUUCCUCAGGAGGAAGGCACUAACUUUGCUUGGAUUGCAGCCUUGUAGAGAGGAAUUCAUCUGGUUAAUUUCUCGUUGGAUCUCUGCAGCUGUGUACCUGGAAAAUAUUCGCAGUGCAGCGUACUGCUGUCUCGUUGCUUGAGAAGCAAAAAGUUUUGUAUUAUUCAUGAGGCUGCCAAAACCAGGAUGCCUUUCAAAUGAACCCAACCUGCUGGGACAGUGGACCGUAACUCUCUGAGAAGUCAGUCGGGUACAUUGAAGCCGCCCUCUCGAUCUCAGCGCCAGACUGAAAGCAUGAAAAUAUGAAUGAUCAAUCUGGUGAUCUUUCAAACUUUACUGGGUCGCUAUAACUGCUUGGACAAGUCAUCCAUGUUGUUGUGUUAAGAAUUUACGGGAAGUAUCGAUCGAAUACUGUAAUCUGGCUGAACCACAACUCUGGAUAGUCGUGAAUAGUUUUAUUAGAAUUUCCAACCGCAAAAGGCUGUGGAAAUGUUUAUCAUGUAGAUAAAACAUUUGGUAUAUUUCCGGAGUUUUAUUUAUCGUAUUGAGAUGGCUCCUUCGACGUGAUCGUUCGCUUGUGCAUAGCUCUCGCCUCCAAAGCCGUCCCAUAAUCGUGGGUGCCAUCAGUGUGUUUACAAGAGUUAUGGCGUCCACCGCAGUGUUUAUUGUUUUUCUCAUAAUGAUAAAGUAUUUAACGUUGGCGGAGAAGAAGGAAUACAAAUUGGGUCUUCUCAUACCAUAUUCUACGGUGAUUCCACAUUUCGAAAACGACUUCAAUAAGGGUGAAUCUUACGCUGCGGCUAUGACAAUCGCGGUGGAAAGAUUAAAUGCGGAUCCAACGAUUUUGGCCGAUUAUAAUGUUACUUUUGUAUGGAAAGACACAAAGUGCGAUGAAUUGAUUGCUGUCUACGAGCAGUUAAAUCAAAUUAAUUCUGGAGUUGAAACGUUCAUAGGACCUGGAUGUAAUUGUCAAACUGCUGCUAGGAACGCGGCGGCUUUCAACAUGUCCAUUAUCUCGUUUAUGUGCAGUGCUGCAGAGCUAUCUGACAAAAAGAAGUUCCCAACAUUUGCGCGCACUUUUGCAGUUGACAACCAAGUUGCUCCCAGUAUCAUCAGUCUGUUGAAGUAUACCUACAAUUGGACUAGAGUUGCUAUUAUUGUUCAGAAUGCAACAAAAUGGAUGGAUUUGAAAGACUACCUUGUGGAGGAAUUUGAAAAACAGGGAAUAGAGGUAGCAAUGGAAUACACAACUGUGAACCCGUCAUAUUAUGAUAGUAAACAUGAAGCACGGUUUGCUGAUGCACUAAAGGAGCUCAAAAAUAAAGCACGCAUUGUUCUCGUUAUUGGUAGCUACAACAUUGGCCUGGAGACUCUUUACCUUGCAAGGCAGGAGGGAAUGAUCAAUGAAGAUUAUGCAUUCAUCUUAUUUGAGUUAGAUCAAUUGACGGUAGAUAGAAACAAUAAGCUCAAGUUCUUUUGGUACCAUCAUCGACCUCGUAUAAAAAGAAAUAUUACUCAGAGUGACAUCUUUAUCACAGAAGCUAUGCAGGCAGCACUUAUUUUAGUCGUGAAGAGUCCUCGUGGUAGUGGCUAUGAAAAUUUUUUGACUCAAGUCAAGCUCAAGACAAUAGAGAGUCCUUUCUUCAGUACGACAUAUAAUAAAACAGUGGUGUCAUUAUCAAAUGCUCCUCCCAUAUAUGCUGGCCACUUGUACAAUGCUGUAUACCAGUUUGGCUUAGCACUGAACAGAUCUCAAGCCCUUCUAGAAUAUGAAGGACAAAACAGAACCCCUACAGGAGCAGAAAUAUCUGCCCAGCUUCGGGAUUACACCUUUGAUGGCAUUCAGGGUUACAGAAUACAUCUAGACAACAAUGGUGAUGCACAAUUCAACUUGACUCUGUUAGAUAUCAGAAAGAAACCAGGUGCCAAGAUUCCAUAUGAUUUUGUUGAAGUUGGAGAUUUCCAGAUAAAGUAUGGUAAUUUGUCUAGUAAUGGGUCUCAGACAGGCUUUCCUCACCUUGUGUUCCGUAAAAACUUUACCAAACUUUGGGUGGGUGGAAGUAGAAUAGCACCCAGGGACCGUCCCAAGUGUGGAUUUAACAAUGAGCUGUGCCCACCCCCACCUAUGGAGACGAAACCUCCAGACAGCAAAAAAGAAAUAAUUGCUGGAGUUUCGUGCGGUCUGGGUUUCCUUGCUAUUCUUCUUGUGAUCAAUUUAGUCAGACAGUACAGGCUGGAAAGAGAACUAAAAAGUAGACUGUGGAAGAUCGACUAUAAUCAACUAGGCUUUGAGCGAAGAGCAUCAAACACAUCAUUAGCAAGUGCCAUGAGGGACACAAAUGAAGAAGCCAUGCCCCUGAUGAGGGAAGAGAGCAGUGAUGGAAAAAUCACCACUGUGGGGAGCUACAAGGGAAAUAUGGUUACAGUGGCUAAACUUCCCAAAGGACAUUUAGAUUUGACGAGGAAAGUUCUUUUGGAGCUGAAGCAGAUGAGGGAUAUUAGACAUGACAAUUUGAAUCAAUUCAUUGGUGCUUGUGUGGAGCCAGAAAUUUGUAUCGUAAUGCAGUAUUGUUCCAGAGGAAGUCUACAGGACAUUUUAGAAAAUGAAGACGUCAAACUGGAUCACAUGUUCAUAGCUUCACUCGUGGCGGACAUAGUGAAGGGUAUGGCGUACAUGCACAGUACAGAUGUGAAAUCUCACGGUAAUCUUAAGUCAUCCAAUUGUUUGGUGGAUAGCCGCUGGGUAUUGAAGAUCACCGACUAUGGUCUCCCUUCGUUUAGAAACAAAUUGAAAAAGACCAGAGAAGACUACGCUUAUUACCGAGACUUACUUUGGGUAGCGCCGGAACUGUUACGAAUUCCAAAUCGUCCCUUGAGGGGAUCCCAAAAAGGCGACGUUUAUAGCUUUGCUAUAAUUUUACAAGAGUUCCACACGAGAGAAGGCCCUUACAGUGCAAAUUUCAUGGAACCAAAAGACAUUUUCCGAAGGUUAAAGGAUGGCGAGUUUCCACCCUUCCGUCCGACAGUAACAACAUUGAUAACUGGCGUGGAGGAGCUGCGAGAACUGAUGAAGCAAUGCUGGCACGAGAACCCGGAAGAGAGACCAGACUUUCACGAGAUUAAAAAGAUCAUGCACAAAGUCCUGGUCAACAAUGGCAUGAAGACGAAUAUCUUCGAUAAUAUUGUUUACAUGAUGGAAAAGUACGCUGAUAACUUAGAGGAACUCGUCAUGGAACGAACCGGCCAGUUGAUCGAGGAGAAGAAGAAGACGGAUGCACUUCUGGAAAGAAUGCUUCCAAGACCAGUGGCCGAGCAACUUAAGAAGGGCCAAGGAGUAGAAGCAGAGAGUUUUCAUGAAGUGUCGAUCUACUUCAGUGAUAUUGUUGGAUUCACCAGCCUCUCCUCGGGGAGUACACCGAUGCAGGUUGUGACUCUUCUUAAUGAUCUUUACACGCUGUUUGAUAACAUCAUUCAGGAGUACGACGUGUAUAAAGUGGAGACGAUUGGCGACGCCUACAUGGUGGUAUCAGGCCUACCCAUCAGAAAUGGCCACGAGCAUGCUGGUGAGAUAUCCCGAAUGGCACUGCAUCUUGUGGAGGCAGUGCAGACAGAUUUUAAAGUUCGACACAAACCGGAUCAUCAGCUUAAGCUCAGGGUUGGACUUCAUAGCGGUCCAGUCGUUGCAGGCGUGGUCGGUAACACUAUGCCCCGUUACUGUUUGUUUGGUGACACUGUGAAUACUGCCUCUAGAAUGGAAUCCAAUGGAGAAGCUCUUCGUAUUCAUAUCAGUGAAACUACCAAGGGCAUACUUGACGAUCUCGGUGGAUUUGAAGUUGAAGAAAGAGGAGAAGUGUUUUUAAAAGGAAAGGGCACUUGCAAAACAUAUUGGUUGAUAAGUGCCGUCAAACGCACAAGCAACAAAGUAAAUAAACUUCUUCAUCCAAACGGUCAACCGCUUAUGAACUAUCUCAACGCCCCUGGCCAUAUACGUGGUUCUAACAGUUCUCUAAAUCUUAAAAGAACGGAAUCUUUGCGACGUUCGAUGAAGGCUUCUCCUAACCCUGUGAAGAAAACUUGGCACAAGGCAGACGAGGAAUCGGCAGCGUUGCUCAAUCAGACCUCUGUUUGAACACUGUACGAAUUAGAGCGAUUUCCUUGAACGCUUUACUAUCGAUUAGUCAUGGAUCGUGGUCCAAGACAAGAGAGUGUUCCGGAGAUUGCUUUGAAUUCUUCGACAUUUUCAGGUUGCUCGAGAUGUAUUAGAAUUCCGAGAGAUUUGUCAAAGGUGCCGAAGAUGUCUCGGAAAUGAAGAGAUUGUUUUGGACUUGUCGGAGCCGCUCAACAUCAGAAAUUUCUCAAAUGUAAUGGUAUUGCUGCGGUUGUUGCCCGUUUUGUUCAUGCAUUUCCAUGUGAAGUUGAUCUGUAAAACUAGGAACAGAUAUCUCGAUAUUAGUGCCAGGAGGUCUCUCACCAGGACCAACUUGGUCUGAGGUUCCAUACACGUAGUUUGAAUAGUAAAUCAUCUGUGCUGUACGAAAUUGUUACAUGCCAAAUCAUUCCGCCUAUGCAAUAGAAACUGUGUAUAUAUUUGAUGUAAGGUACCAGAUUAUUUCACACCGUGUGUUCUCUCGAACGUCGCACCUCGCACCUCGCACCAGGCUCUGCGGUUGUAUAAAUUCCUUGGAGGAGUGGUAACCAUGUAAACAUUUAUGUAUAGCGUCCAAAAUAAGCGAUAACUAAGGUGUUAAUGUUACUGCUAAGCACUUCGCUAGGAACCAUGUUUAUAGCGCCGCCGUACUUGCGGCGAAUAAGUAUAUAUAUAUAUAUAAACAGAAUGAAAAGGUAAACCAAACGAUGAGCUCCUAGUAGAAGGAUCCGCGGAGGAUACGGUGCUUCAAUGAAAAUUUUAAGUAAGUGUAAAACGAUGAAACAUGAAGCAAACUUCUAACUGUUCCAGCUUUAAUGUGGCGACGUUUCGGCCUUCGGCCUUCUUCAGAUGGAACGUAUUUACAUAACUAAAAACUAAAAGUCCUAUAUGUAUAUAGGACUUUUAUAUAUAAAGACAAUAAGACGAGUUGAAUUAACUUAACGUUUUCAUAAGCGAGUAGUAGAGAAGUCGCAGCUACUCGUCCUACGGUGUUUCGUUACUAAUAGAAUUAUUUACGAUAGAGUUUUUGAAACCAUUAUGGCGAAUUUUUGUUCAUUUGUUAGCAUUCAACGGAUUAUCAAUGCUCCAGUCGUAAGUAACCCUCAUUUAGCUGAUUUCAGCUUUCACCAGGAGCGAUUAUUCAAUAGAAUCUCUUUACUUUUCUAAUACUCUAUCAAGCCGAUAGGUAAUGAGAAUUCACCAAAUCGAAAUAUGGCGUCCAAUUUGAGUUACCAUUGUUUUGGACUUACUAGCCUCG
Stylophora pistillata is the source of this 5419-nucleotide messenger RNA. RefSeq names its product atrial natriuretic peptide receptor 1. Gene Ontology annotation, biological process: receptor guanylyl cyclase signaling pathway; cGMP biosynthetic process; intracellular signal transduction. The record is from RefSeq and is a predicted model, not a curated record. Gene Ontology annotation, cellular component: plasma membrane. Gene Ontology annotation, molecular function: guanylate cyclase activity; adenylate cyclase activity; peptide receptor activity. Lineage: Eukaryota; Metazoa; Cnidaria; Anthozoa; Scleractinia; Pocilloporidae.